Stegodyphus dumicola is the source of this 2511-nucleotide messenger RNA. RefSeq lists its product as uncharacterized. NCBI's taxonomy places the organism in Eukaryota, Metazoa, Arthropoda, Arachnida, Araneae, Eresidae. The record is from RefSeq and is a predicted model, not a curated record.
CAGGAGAAGUUGAUAAUCGCAUCUUCAGUUAACAGUAAUGAAUUUUACUACUUAUGAGCUAGCAGAAGUCAAGUGAUUCUCAACUCUAGAAAUUUAAAAACUGGCGCUUUUUUGUAAUUGGCGUUUUGUUAUUUAGAGCGAAAUAUGUUUCUUAUAACUCUGUGAACUGUUUUCUUUUCUUUGAUUCGAAUUUUUGCCUUGAUAAGUGCCACUAUCUAGAUUUUUUUUCGAAAUUCUUAAAUGUUUCAUGUUUGCUACUGCUAACUUGAAUUAGUGUUAAUCCAUUCCAAGGCAGUUUUAUUUGUUUUGCUUUAGAUAGUGUAGUUUUUGCAUUUCCUUAAUUCAGAACUUUUAUAUCAUUAAUUGAGCCUAAAUUCGGUUUUCGAGUUUGCUUAUAUAUAAUUACAAAAUGGAUAUGUAUAAAAAAAAACCUUUGCGCUUUUCGGGUCUGAGCAAACAAUUGAGAUCUGUCGAAAUAAAUGCAAACAGAAAUUUAUCCAGGCACACUCGUCUUAGUUUGCUUCGUGGAAUGGACGCCGAUAAUAGUGAAGUGGAAAAUUCUAAGGAAAAUACAGGCUCUGAAACAUUUGAUUACGAACGAAACAAAAAAGUUUCUGAGGUUUCAGUAAAGCCAAAAACUAAAGCUGUGAGCAGAUUAGAAAUGCUAAAAAAGUGGAAAGAGGAAAAGUUAUUAAAGAAGCAACUGGAAGCAAAACUAAAGAAGCCAGCAUUUAAGAUAGGGAAAACUGCUGUGCCUUUAAAUCCUAUAUUCCAUCCUUCGAGUAGCACACCGAAAUUUAAGGCAUCAUCCAGUUUGAAGUCAAAUAUGUCUAUUAAUUUGAAUAAUGGCAUUUCUCAAAUAAAGAGCAAAAUACCUUCAGCUCCAGGUUUUAAACAGUCAGCUUCAAAAACAGGCAUUCCUAAACCAGGCAAACAGAUCUCUCACGUUACUCCAAAAUGCAAACCUUCUCUUCAAUCAAGCAAGCCUGUUCAACAACCUAAAGGGAAAGUUGUUUCUCAAGUUCCUGUGCCAGGUCUUACACGUGGGUUGCGGAAACCACAGUCAGGUCUGACACAAAAACAAAAUCUGAAAACGCCAAAGAGGAAGACUGUGAAAGAAAAUGAUGUGGAGAAAGAAGUUGUAAAUGCUGCUACAGAAAAUUUUAAAACUAAAGCUGAGAGUUCCAAAUCUGAAAAGGCUGUAGGAAGGACCUCAUUUGCACCUGAGGAUUUUGUAUUUCAACCACUGUGGGGUCUGAAUUCGUUUCGCUUAUCUGAAUGCCCUACAGAAAUUUUGAAAAGGCUCAACAAUAAGCCUAUAGGUAGUCCAGUUAAUGAUGUCGAAAUAGUAAAUGGAAACAAAGAAUCUCUUGAAGAUAAUAAAGAUAGCAGUUCUAGUAUUUCUGCCAAGAAUGGUCAUCGAAAUAAAAGUCCUGUUUUGAAUGAAAAUGUGACUGACUUAACUGCUAAGAAGAGAGAUCCCUUAGAUUCAUCUCCACACUGUUUACCUCAACCAGAAAUGAAGGCUUGCUUUCAAAAUACUCGAAAAUCAAAUAAAUAUUUGACAAGGCAGAGUGUUAAGUCAUCCCUUGAAACUAUAAAUGAGCAAAAUGAGAGUGCUGUACAGAAAGGACAAAGCUCAACUACUAAAACUUCCAGAGUGGAGUAUUCAGAAAAAACCCAUGUGACACCUCGUCGUUCACGUAGGAUUUCAAAACUAUCUGAUAAUAUACUGAAUAGCUCAAACUGUUUAUUAGAUGAAGUGGAUAUUUCAUUAGUGGAUACACCUGAAGAAGAUACUAGGCGUCCUUCUGCACCACGUCACACUCGUCUGACAUAUGAUUUUGAUCGUCUGCAUUUAGAAGACCAGUUGAUAAAUGGUGUUCUACGAGAACAAAAUGGAUCACCUUUGACUGCCACACCUUCAUCUCCAAGUAUGAAAACUCGUUCACAGAAAGCCAGUUUACUGUUUACUCCGGAAUCUGAUGUUCUAAAAGAACAAGAUAUAUCUUCUCCAACUGCUAUGACUUCAUUUUCAAAUACAAGAACUCGUUCCAAAAAAGUCAGCUUAUUGUAUACGCCACAAUUCAAUUUAAGAAAGUCUGUCCGGAAGAGCGUGAAAGGAGAUUUAAUUACAUUUUCCCCUUGCGAUUAGAUCUUCAUUACCAUUGUUAUAUAAAAAUUAUAUAAAUAAGAGCUUGGACAUUAUAUUUACUCUCAAAUGUCUAUACGUGUAUAAACAGAGCCAUUGUAGAACUAUUUAUUUUUUUUAAGUAAUUUGAAUCUGUCAGUAUGCUGAAUUUUUGCCCUAAAUUUUACUUAAGCAAAAUAAAUGUUUGAAAUAUUAACCUAACCUCAUAUGUGUUGAUAAUAUAUACAAUAUUGUAUAAUGACGUAGUUUGUUUUAGUAUGAAAAGCCUUAAACACGUAGGCUAAUAAUCACUUUUAUGCUUCUAUUAUGUAUUAUGUGCUGUACAUAUAUUUCUGGAAAAUAAAUAAACUACCAUGUAA